UGGAGGCGCCUCGGCUGAUAGUAGCCUCAUAAGGGUAGGGAGAAACGGGUGGCUGCUGGCGCCUGGAGCUCUGAGGCUGCAGGCUACCGAUGCGCUGAGGCCGGCUAGGGAGGCACCUACCGACAGUACUCGGCGUCCAGAGACUUUCUGCAGCAGGGAGGAGGCGAUGAGCUCACUCCCUUCUCCCUUUAUCUAAUCCUGCCCCAGCCCUCCUCCCCGCUGCCCAGAAGUUGAGCCAGGCACUGGGUUUCACCAGCAGAAGGAGAGUGAAGUUGAUUGCAAACGGGGCCAUAUUUAGAGCUAAAAUGGAACAAGCAGCUGUCGAGCCAAUAAAAGACCAGGUCACCCAGACACAUUUGACAGAAGACAUUCCAAAAGACAGGAAGUGCACGGUGAUCGGCGGCUCUGGGUUCCUGGGCCAGCACAUGGUGGAACAGCUGCUGGAGAGAGGCUAUGCCGUCAACGUAUUUGAUAAACGGCAAGGGUUCGACAAUCCCCGCGUGCAGUUCUUUCUUGGUGACCUCUGCAACCAACAGGAUCUGUACCCAGCUCUAAAAGGUGUAAGCACAGUUUUCCACUGUGCGUCACCUGCGCCAUCGAGUAACAACAAGGAGCUCUUUUAUAGAGUGAAUUACACUGGCACCAAGAACGUCAUUGAAACUUGCAGAGAGGCUGGGGUUCAGAAGCUCAUUUUAACCAGCAGUGCCAGUGUCAUCUUUGAGGGCGUCGACAUCAAGAAUGGAACCGAGGACCUCCCUUAUGCCAUGAAACCCAUCGACUACUACACAGAGACCAAGAUCUUACAGGAGAAGGCAGUUCUGGGCGCCAACGAUCCUGACAAGAAUUUCUUAACCACAGCCAUCCGCCCUCAUGGCAUUUUUGGCCCAAGAGACCCCCAGUUGGUCCCCGUUCUCAUUGAAGCGGCCAGGAAAGGCAAGAUGAAGUUUGUGAUCGGGAACGGGAAGAACCUGGUGGACUUCACUUUUGUGGAGAAUGUGGUCCACGGACACAUCCUGGCCGCAGAGCGCCUCUCCAGAGACACAGGCUUGGGUGGGAAGGCCUUCCACAUCACCAAUGACGAACCUGUCCCCUUCUGGACAUUCCUGUCCCGCAUUUUGACAGGCCUCAAUUACGAGGCCCCCAAGUACCACAUCCCCUACUGGGUGGCCUACUACCUGGCCCUGCUGGUGUCCCUCUUCGUGGUGGUCAUGAGCCCCGUCAUUCAGCUGCAGCCCACGUUCACGCCCAUGCGGGUGGCGCUGGCCGGCACGUUCCACUACUACAGCUGCGAGAAGGCCAAAAAGCUGCUGGGCUACCAGCCCCUGGUCGCCAUGGACGACGCCGUGGAAAGGACCGUGCAGAGCUUUCGCCACCUGCGCAAGGCCCAGUGAGGCUCCCCGGAGCCUGGGCCCUUCGGCCCGCUCCCCAGUCCGUAGCUCUCUGCUCUGGGGACCAAUAAACGAACCCGCUUCCACUGA
Phacochoerus africanus (Common warthog) is the source of this 1478-nucleotide messenger RNA. It is a transcript of the gene NSDHL, whose product is annotated as NAD(P) dependent steroid dehydrogenase-like. The coding region runs from base 306 to 1391 and encodes 361 amino acids. The transcript is spliced from 9 exons. Gene Ontology annotation, biological process: steroid biosynthetic process. Lineage: Eukaryota; Metazoa; Chordata; Mammalia; Artiodactyla; Suidae. Gene Ontology annotation, molecular function: 3-beta-hydroxy-Delta5-steroid dehydrogenase (NAD+) activity. The record is from RefSeq and is a predicted model, not a curated record.